AGGGGGGAGCAGUGGGGGGCACCUGCCUGGGCGUCCCCAAGAGGGGCAGGGUCCUGCUGUGGGUCAUGGGUCAGCGGCUGGCAUGGGGCUAGGGGUUCCCUGCAUGGCAUCUCCCGGUACCCAGCGGCACCUGGCAUGGCGUGGGGAUGGCACCCCCUGCAUGGCUGUGCUCCUAUCCUGACCUAUGGGAGUCGGGCUGCCUGUUCCUUCUUGAUGGGUAAACUGAGGCACGGAGGAAUGUAAUGUAGCAGUGCAGCUUGGUCAAGCCUGGCACAGCUCUGGGUGGGACACAGUGCCUGGUGCAGCGCGGUGUCACCCGGCCACAGCGUCACAUCCAGCCAACAGCCCUGUGGGCUCCCAUCCAUGUGUGGAGGUGCCACUGGGCAGUUGUCAGGCUGUGUGUGGGUCAGCAGGGAGUGCAUAGGUGCAUGUGGAGGGUGCAGCUGCCUCCAAGAGGUGUUGGGGUGUCAGCGUGGUUUGGAGUAAUUGGAGGAAGGGGGGUUGGGCACUUGGUGACAGCUCAGGUGAGUAUGAUGUCUGGCAAGCGCAGAUGUCACGCAUGCCCCACCAGCCUGUAGCGGUGAGGAGCAUGCCACACGGGGGGCAGGCACCCAUGGGCGCACAGGGGUGCAGGCAGCUCCAGGUGUGCAUCAGGCGGAGGCGGGGGAACGGGCCGGUGUGCAGCCGCCGGCUGUGCGGCGCCGGUGUGUUUGCGCACGUGCAGCCAGGCAGGGCGGUAGCUGGGGGGGGGUGCACGGAGGUGACGCGUGCGUGGGGGGACGGCUGCGGUUGUGCAGGUGGCAGGAGGCACGCGGGGUGCCGGGGGUUGCGCCUGUGUGGUCCUGGGGUGCACGUGAGAGUCGUCACCACCUGUGCAUGAGCCUGGGUGCAUGUAGGGUGCACCCUUGGGCUGUGGGGGCGGGUGUGCACAGUAUGGCGGGUGUGCAGGGCGUGGGGAGGCCGAGUGGCACCUGUACUGGGGGUCUUUGCUGCCUGCCAGGUCGUGGGUGCUGGAUGGGCAUCUGUGAUCCCUUCCUCAGGACAAGGGCUUUCUAGCAGGACUCUGCUUGCCCAUCUCAGAGCCGAGGUGGCGACAUCACCCCCUGUGCCUAUCAGUAUAUCACAGAGAGGGAAACUGAGGCACGGAGCCACCCCCAGUAUCGUGGGCAAGGCUGCAUCCCCCGUUCCCUUUUGGAGACCAGUACUCCCAGUGCAGGCGCUAUACUGGGCAGCCUCACCCAAGGUUUUGGGGUGCAGGAGGCAGCACACUGGCCUCAGUAGGUGCAAGUCUCUGUGGGUGCCAUCCCCUGUUGGUGGGGGUGAUGCACCGUGCCAGGGCAGGGAACCCCUCACAUCCCCAGUGUCUCCUGGGCUGAGUAGGGGGCAGCUGGCGCGUGGCAGAAGUUGGUGCCGAGGGAACCAUGCCCAGAUAUCUCCAGUCAAUGGUCUCGUUGUGCUGGGCGCCUGUGCUGCCGGGUGCCAGCUGGGAUCCCAGUGGUGGUGGAAGCUGCAGCGGAGGCUCCUCUGUGCCUGGGGAUGCACUUAACCCCCUCCCGGCUGCUCCUGGCACAGCGAUGGCUGUGGUUUGGGGGGGGGCGGAGAGGUGGGGGCCGCAGCAAGAGGUUGCCGCGGGUCACUCCUCUCUCAUGCUGUGGCUGCUGGGACAGCCAGAUGUUCUCACUGGGGAGCUCGUGGGUGGACGGCAGUGCUGGGAUUGGGUGCCAGCCCUGCUGGGGAAGAGGGUCGAGCCCUGGGGUGCUGGUGGCACCCCACGGCAGAGCCCUGCGGAGGCUGGCGGCCAAACAGCGGGUGUGUUUGCCGAGCCAGAAGCUCCCCCCACAGUGCCCAUCGCCCUGGCAUCGUGCCUGUGCUCUCGGUUGUGGAGCGGAGGGCCGGAUGUCUCCUCUCCCUUCCUCCCUCCCCGCUUCCUGGGGGGAAACUGAGGCCCGGGAGUGUUUCCCAAGGCUGGGGCGAGUUUCCAUGGAAAUGGGAGCAGGGGUCCAGGCUCCCAGCUGCCGGCGCGGGCACCCGCUUAACAAGGGAGAAAGCGGCACAUUGAUGGGAGCCCAGCCCCCUGGGCGCGUGUCCCAGCCCCAGCCGAAAAUAGCCCCUCCCGGGGAGCACCGCACAGGCAGCUGGCCGGGAGCGAACCCUGCGGCCGGCCGAGGGUCCCCAGGAAGCGGCUCCAGCCAGGGGGUGACCCCCAGCCCUGCCUGCCGCUGUCUCCUCCGCCCCGUUGCGUUGGGGAAGGGGAGGGCCGGCGGGGAGGAUCAAGAGCCGGACGAAAGGAGGGGGGAGAGCCGCAGCUUGUGUCUGGCUGACGGACACCCCGAGCCCCCUUGCCCGCUCCGGGGGGAUAUAUGGGGCGGCCGAGCUUGGGGGGCAUCUCUGUAGCCCAGAUGACGGGGCUGCGGGUGCCCCAGCUGCACUGAGCGGGCUCUGUCGUGGGACGCCGGCACCGGGAAAGGGACAUCGGCAGUGGCAGGGGCCGGCAGCGGGCAGCCAGGCAGGAUGCGACGCUUCCAGGCUUUGCACCGAUCCUUCCCCUUCCUCACCCGCUUCCGCUUCUACCGAAGGCUGAGCUGUAGCAUGCAGGCAGAGGAGGGCACGGACUGGCUGCUGGAGCUGCUGACCGAGUUGCAGCUGCAGCAGUACUUCCUGCGCAUCCGGGAUGAGCUCAACGUCACCCGCCUCUCCCACUUCGAGUACGUCAAAAAUGAGGAUCUGGAGAAGAUCGGCAUGGGACGCCCCGGCCAGCGGCGGCUGUGGGAGGCGGUGAAGCGAAGGAAGGCCAUGUGCAAGCGGAAAUCCUGGAUGAGCAAGGUGUUCAGCGGGAAGCGCCCCGAGUCAGAGCUGCCACCCCAGCCCCAGAGCACCUUCCGCAAGCCCCCCACGCCGCCACCCCCCGAAGCAGGGGGCCAACACUCCCUCACCUGCCUCGUGCGGGAACGGGACCUCUCACUCUUUGAGAAACUGGGUGACGGCUCCUUUGGCGUCGUGCGUCGCGGCGAGUGGUGCACACCUGCUGGCAAGACGCUGAAUGUGGCAGUGAAGUGCCUCAAGACAGACGUGCUGAGCCAGCCAGAGGCGCUGGAUGACUUCAUCCGGGAGGUGAACGCCAUGCACUCCCUGGACCACAGGAACCUCAUCCGCCUCUACGGUGUGGUGCUCUCCCACCCCAUGAAGAUGGUGACAGAGCUGGCCCCGCUGGGCUCCCUCCUGGACCGCCUGCGGAAGAACCAGGGCCAUUUCCUCAUCUCCACCCUCUGUCAGUAUGCCAUCCAAGUGGCCAAGGGCAUGGCCUACCUGGAGUCCAAACGCUUCAUCCACCGUGACCUGGCUGCUCGCAACAUCCUGCUGGCCUCCAAUGAGCUCAUCAAGAUUGGGGACUUUGGGCUGAUGCGGGCCCUGCCCAAAAAUGAUGACCACUACGUGAUGCAGGAGCACCGCAAGGUCCCCUUUGCCUGGUGUGCUCCCGAGAGCCUGAAGACACGCACCUUCUCCCACGCCAGUGACACCUGGAUGUUUGGGGUGACCCUAUGGGAGAUGUUCACCUACGGGCAGGAGCCCUGGAUCGGCCUCAAUGGCAGCCAGAUCCUGCACAAGAUCGACAAGGAGGGUGAGCGGCUGCCGCGGCCUGAGGAUUGUCCCCAGGAUGUCUACAACGUCAUGCUGCAGUGCUGGGCACACAAGCCCGAGGACCGACCCACCUUCGUGGCCCUGCGGGACUUCUUGGUGGAGGCCCAGCCCACUGACAUGAGGGCGCUACAGGACUUUGAGGAGGCUGACAAGCUGCACAUCCAGAUGAACGACAUCAUCACGGUCAUCGAGGGCAGGGCCGAGAAUUACUGGUGGCGGGGUCAGAAUAAGCGGACUCUAAAAGUGGGCCAGUUCCCCCGAAACACGGUGACCUCGGUGGCGGGGCUGUCAGCCCACGACAUCAGCCAGCCGCUUAAAAACAGCUUCAUCCACACAGGCCAUGGAGACACCAACCCGCAGCACUGCUGGGGGUUUCCCGAUAAAAUUGAUGAGCUGUACCUGGGAAAUCCCAUGGACCCUCCUGACAUUUUAGGUGUGGACCCAAGCACUGCCAGACCCACCCAGCUUCCAGGCAGAGCUAAAAGGCAGCCACCUCCGCGCCCGCCUCAGCCUUCCGUCCUGCUCACCAAGCCCUGCUACGACCCGGUCAGUGAGGAGGAGGAGGGUCUGCCAGGGGGUCUCCGGAAGCUCUGCCUGAAGAAGCCGAGCACGGGGAAAGGUCCGCGGCCAAUCAAGCCAUCAGCACGGGUGCCGGGCACCAAGGUGGGCGAGCGGCAACCCAGCCGGCUACCAAGCGAGGGACCAGCGGGCGGCGAGGUGACCCUCAUCGAUUUUGGGGAGGAGGUGCCUCAAGGUAGCCCAUCACCGGUGGGAGAGCUGACGGCCCCAUCAUUGGCCAAGCUGGCCAUGGAGGCCUUCUCACUGCUGGACAAGACCCCACCACAGAGCCCCACGCGGGCUCUACCCCGGCCCCUCCACCCCACACCGGUGGUGGACUGGGACGCCCGACCCUUGCCCCCGCCACCCGCUUAUGAUGAUGUGGCGCAGGACGAGGAUGACUUUGAGGUCUGCUCCAUCACCAGUCCCCCGAGCCGGCGGGGCAAGACCAACUACGGCUUUGUGGACGAGGGAGAGCGGGGACCAGUGCUGGAGGACAACCUCUUCCUGCCCCCCAAGGAGACCAAGCAGCCCAGCUUGACACAGACCACUGAGCUCUUUGAGGAGCUGCAGCAGGAGUGCAUGAAGAGGCUCAAUGUCCCUCUGGGACAGGCUGUCCCCACUGACGACAAGCCCCAAAUCCCGCCCCGUGUCCCCAUCCCACCCCGACCCCUCCGCCGCAACGAGCCCGGGCGCUGGUCGGGGGACCUUUCGCCAGCUUCGGGGGGUGAGGAAGACCGGCCACCCCAGAUUCCCCCCCGAGACCCGCUGUCACAGCCCACCUCCCGGACGCCCAGCCCCAUGGCUCUGCAGGUGGGCUCCCCCCAGCAACGUGCUGCUCUCUGCUCCUACCUCUCCACCUCGCCGGGGAAGCCCAUGCCCACCACGCAGAGCUUCGCCCUUGACCCCAAAUAUGCGACCCCCAAAGUCAUCCAGGCACAGGGCAAGGACUGCUCCAAGGGACCCUGCAUCCUGCCCAUCGUCAAGGAUGGGCAGAAGGUCAGCAGCACCCACUACUACCUGCUGCCUGAGCGCCCGGCUUACCUGGAUAAGUAUGAGAAGUUUUUCAAGGAGGCCAAAAGCCCCGAGGAGGUUCCGGCAUCUCGCCUGGUCACCACAGCCACCGUCCGUCCCAUGGUGCAGCAGCCACCGCUGGACUGCAAGGCCAACUUCUCCUCCAACAACAGCAACCCUGGGCCCAAGUGCCUGGUGAAAGCUUCCUGCAGCCUCCAGAAGAUCGUCUAUGAUGGGCCAGAUGGCUACCGCCCUGCUGACAAAAUCCGGCUGGUGCAGGACACGGUGCACGGUGUGACCACUGAGGAGUGCCAGGCAGCCCUGCAGAACCACGGCUGGAGCGUCCAACGGGCCAUCCAGUACCUGAAGGUGGAGCAGCUCUUCUGCCUGGGGCUGAAGUCUCGUGUGGAGUGUCACCGCGUGCUGGAGAUGUUUGACUGGAACCUGGCCCAGGCCAGCUCCCACCUCCUCGAUCCCUACAGCACCGCCCGCCAGAAGCGAUGACAGCAGGGAUGGGGCAAGCUGGGCCGGAUCUGGAGCAGGCAUCUCACUGCAGGGCCACCCCCUUGGUGCCCACCCCCACCCACGGAACCUGCUGCUGGACUCUGGACUGAGCCCCCACUCGGGGGACAGGGACACCCCGAAAUGGAGCCUGCCCACUGCCCCCGACUUGCCAGGAUGCCUGUGUCCUGGCCUUGGCGAUGGGCUCUGUCGCCUGGCCCAUCAUUGAAUUGUUUUUGUAAAGAGAAAUGUAAUUUUAAUAUAUAUAUUAUAUAUAUAUAUAUAAAAUAUUCUAUGGAGAAGGA
Messenger RNA from Columba livia (rock pigeon), 6017 nucleotides. It is a transcript of the gene TNK2, whose product is annotated as tyrosine kinase non receptor 2. Bases 2512 to 5715 code for a protein of 1067 amino acids. Lineage: Eukaryota; Metazoa; Chordata; Aves; Columbiformes; Columbidae. Gene Ontology annotation, biological process: regulation of keratinocyte differentiation; protein phosphorylation; signal transduction. Gene Ontology annotation, molecular function: protein binding; ATP binding; protein tyrosine kinase activity. The record is from RefSeq and is a predicted model, not a curated record. The transcript has 16 exons.